Molecule: messenger RNA, 5001 nt
Organism: Centrocercus urophasianus (Greater sage-grouse)
Lineage: Eukaryota; Metazoa; Chordata; Aves; Galliformes; Phasianidae
Gene: PKD2L1
Product: polycystin 2 like 1, transient receptor potential cation channel
Exons: 15
Coding region: 1-2556 (851 amino acids)
Biological process (GO): detection of mechanical stimulus; potassium ion transmembrane transport
Cellular component (GO): membrane
Molecular function (GO): calcium ion binding; muscle alpha-actinin binding; calcium-activated potassium channel activity
Source: RefSeq, a predicted model, not a curated record
AUGAGUUCUUCUCACCUGAGCAACAGAGUUGAGAGCCGCUUUCAGUCUCCAGAGGAGCAUGAACUGGAGGCUGUGGGGAAGAAAGCCUGGGAUAAUCCUGUCUACAAUGGCUCGCCCUCUACCUCCUUGAAGAUUCGAGCCAUCUACAAUCCCAAAUCAAUUCUGGAGAAUCCCUAUGAGAGUUUUGAAGAGGCGAGGGAUCCGGUGCCAUACCAGGAGGAACAGAACAAAACUAUGGCGGGGAAGACAAGUUCUUUCCUCAAGUGCUGCUUCUACAUCUUCAGAGGCAUCCGAGGUCUUUGGGGCACUACGCUAACUGAGAAUACAGCUGAAAACAGAGAACUUUAUGUGAAGACUACUCUACGAGAGCUCCUAGUCUACAUUGUGUUCUUGGUGGACAUAUGUCUGCUGACAUAUGGUAUGACAAGUUCCAGUGCCUAUUACUACACAAAAGUGAUGUCUGAGUUAUUCCUGCAGAGCUCUUCGGACAGCCGUGUCUCCUUCCAGUCCAUUGGCAGCAUGGCUGACUUCUGGGUGUAUGCACAAGGUCCUCUUCUGGAUAAUCUUUACUGGACAAAGUGGUACAACAAUGAGUCCCUAGCAGCACACAACACUCAGUCAUACAUCUAUUACGAGAACCUGCUACUGGGUGUCCCACGCAUGCGACAGCUGAAGGUGAAGAACAACUCCUGUGUGGUUCAUGAUGACUUCAAAGAGGAGAUCUCAGGCUGCUAUGGUGUAUACUCAGAAGACAAAGAGGAAAAAGUCUCCUUUGGACUCAUCAAUGGAACAGCGUGGAGGUACCAUUCUGAGGAAGAGCUGGGUGGCUCAUCUCACUGGGGAAGACUAACCAGUUACAGUGGGGGAGGAUACUACAUAGACCUCAAGUUGACCAGAGAAGAGAGUGCUGAAGCCCUGCAAGUCUUGAAGGAGAAAUUAUGGUUGGAUCGGGGGACACGAGUUGUCUUCAUUGAUUUCUCGGUGUAUAAUGCAAAUAUCAAUCUGUUCUGUGUUCUGAGGUUAGUGGUGGAGUUUCCGGCCACUGGUGGUGCCAUUCCCUCCUGGCAAAUCCGGACAGUCAAGCUUAUACGAUAUGUCAGCGCAUGGGAUUUCUUCAUUGUUGCCUGUGAAAUUAUUUUCUGUGUCUUCAUCUUCUACUAUGUGGUGGAGGAGAUUUUGGAGCUGCGUAUCCACAGGCUUCAGUACUUUACCAGCAUAUGGAACAUCUUGGAUGUGGUUGUCAUUCUGCUCUCCAUUGUUGCUAUUGGAUUUCACAUCUUUCGUACCAUAGAGGUGAACAGACUGUUGGGGGAGCUGCUGAAACAUCCUGAAACCUACGCGGACUUUGAGUUCCUUGCAUUCUGGCAGACUCAGUACAAUAAUAUGAAUGCAGUCAACUUAUUCUUCGCCUGGAUCAAGAUAUUCAAGUAUAUUAGCUUUAACAAAACAAUGACUCAGCUGUCCUCCACGUUGGCACGUUGUGCCAAGGACAUCCUGGGCUUUGCCAUUAUGUUCUUUAUUGUCUUCUUUGCUUAUGCCCAGUUGGGUUACCUUCUUUUUGGGACACAAGUGGAAAACUUCAGUACCUUUGUUAAAUGCAUCUUCACGCAAUUUCGGAUCAUUCUUGGUGACUUUGACUACAAUUCCAUUGACAAUGCCAACAGGGUCCUUGGGCCUGUUUAUUUCGUCACCUACGUGUUCUUUGUUUUCUUUGUGCUCCUGAACAUGUUUCUGGCCAUCAUCAAUGAUACCUACUCAGAAGUCAAAGAGGAGCUUUCAAGCCAGAAGGAUGAGCUGCAGCUCUCAGACAUCUUGAAGCAGAGCUACAACCGGACACUUAUGAGGUUGAAGCUGAAAAAGGAACGGAUUUCUGAUGUGCAGAAAGCAUUGCAGAAUGGAACAAAAGAACUGGGCUUUGAGGACUUCAAGAACAGCUUGAAGGAACUGGGCCAUGCGGACCAUGAGAUCACAGCAGCCUUCUCCAGGUUUGACAAAGAUGGCAACCACAUCCUUGAUGAAGAGGAGCAGCAGCAGAUGAAGCAUGACCUAGAGGCAAAAAGGGUUGCUCUGAAUACAGAGAUUGAAAAUUUAGGGAAAUCCUAUGGGGGCAACAACUUGGAUGAGAAUCUGUCCUAUGUGGAAGCAAAGAAUAACCAUGCCAAUAAGGCCAGCUGGGUCUCCGAAGAAGAGUUCCAAGUACUCCUGCAACGUGUGCUGCAUCUGGAACAGUCCAUACACAGCAUUGGCUCCAAGAUUGAUGCAGUGGUAAGCAAGCUAGAAGUGCUGGAGAGAAACAAGCUGAAAACGAAGGAUUUGAUGGGCAAGCCACUGGAUAACAGUAGGGAGGAGGAAGAACCCAGUCAGGAAGAACUGCUCUCCCAGAGCCCAGACCAGCUGAGGAAAGAAGCAGCAGAAGACUGGGGAGUGGAAUAUGUACAGGGAAAUAACCCAAGUUGCAUAUCUUCUCAGAAUGGGAUCUGUCCAGUCUUGUUCAGGUCAAGUGUACCAGGGUCUCAGGCCCCCAAGAACAUCCAGUCACAGUCUGAGUGCUUCUAGCAAACAGCCCAGUGUUCCCAGUCUGGCUCCUACAGUACUGUAUCACUGUCAGUUGUUUUUCCCACUGUUAGAAUAGUCAGAACAGCUGAACGCAGGCACCACUGUUGCCAGAGACUGGUGAUGUGAAAAACUGGGGCUGCUCUUUUCCAGCGUAGUGAUGUGUGAUAUCACAGACCUAGAACUUCUGGCCCCUGUGCCUCUGGACUAGUUAGAAAUAUGGAACCAGGUAUUGCAUUAGGUUUCUGUCUCUGAACAGGACAACUUAAAGUGCUUUUACCUAUAUUUUCCCAAGAUAUAAAGGCAUCAGAGCUCUGGAAGUACUUGGAUCCAGAAUGGGAAAUUGCAAGUUGUUCCCCACAAACAUGCACAUCCCCACAUGCCUGCAUUGUCAAUUGUGGGGAAAAGUUGAGGUAAUCAGAUUAACAAAACAGAAUAUAAUCAUUAGUGUGAGACAGAAAGGAGAAAGUAGUUGUGUCUACAUGGUUACCACUAACUUUGUUCUGUUGUAAUUUGCAUCCAGAACAUUUUGGUAACCCUCUUUGGUUACUAAAGAUUCAGAUGUUGGAAAAAAUAGGACAUAAACACCUCAGUCAAGAUAAUUAAUGAGAGUUUACUCCCGGUGUACUAGGAGGAGAUCUGAAAUUGAAGCAGCUGUUACUGAUAUUCUGAGGUCUGAAUGUCAGGGAACAGACUUCAGAGUUUCUAACACUGGAUCAGCCCUGCUCUGGCCAGGCUCUAGAGCUGUCACAGCUACACAGAGACAGUGGUAGUGUUGACAAACUGAAGAAGAGGGUCAUUCCAUUGCAAGAUCCCAGCAGGAGCUGUGAGACCCUGUCACACAACCCACAGGGAGCUUAGACUUCAGCUAGGAUCUGCAGGUUCUUGCAUUGUGGUUUCCCAUCAGCUGCUUCUGCUACUGGGGACAAGACUUCUCUGUGAGAUACUGCCAUGGUUCUUGACUCGAAGUUUUACUUAAUUCAGGAUUGAGAAUAAGCUCUUUGCCUUCAGCUUUUCCAGCUGAACUCAGAACAAUGAUGUUGCUUAUUUCCCCUCUACUCACAGCAUUGAAAACAUUAUCUUAUGCAGGAGAAAAUAGCUUAUGUCAGGGACCUGAGAACUUAAAUUAAAAUUUUCAUAAACAGGAAAUCCAUAUGCUAAAUUAUAAUCCAGAAAAGAAACUAUCUGCUAGCAGACUUGAAUUGCACAUACAGCCCAUUACCAGUGUAGAACUGAAGCAUGUUAUGGACUGUAGGUAAAAAUGUUUAAUGUUCUGCAUGUCAAGAAGUACAUAAGUUCUUCUGUUAAAUCAUUUGGAAAGACCCUGUUUGAGAUCCUGGCUCAAUAGCAGACCAUUGUUACUGAGGCUUAGCUGCAAAAACAAAAUUACAAGCUUCUCUUUUGAAAUCUGUGGAGGGGAGAGAUGGUGGAAAAUGUGUUGCUGGCUGAGGCUCAGCUCCUCACAACUGCUGUGGGGUAAACAGGAUCCUGAAACAAGGUGCUGCCCAGAGCAGGAAGGUGAGGCCUUGCUUUACAAAGCCUUAGAUCUCACAAAGGAGAGAGCACUGCUUCAUUCUGUCCAGUGGAAAAGGUGGCACAAGCCCUCGUUGUUGGCACUGUUCCAGUUCCCAUCUUGUACCUUCCCUGCUGUGGCAGGGAUGCUUCAGGCAUUACAGAGCAGCACGUGGUCCUGCUGUCGCUGCACACCAGGAGCUAGCCUCUGUCUAGCCAUCCUUCCUGCACAGAGACACCCUGCGUCAGGGAAGGCAGGAGAGGCAAAAGGACAGUGGUGCAGCAGCUGGGCUCAGAACCACACAAUGAUAAUCACAGGCAGGUCACAGGUAACACAGGCUGCUAUUUGGGGCAGUAGGCUACUGGAAGAGCAGAAUGGUCACAUUGCAUGGCUGAGUUUGUUCACACAUAACUCUGGGAAGCCUUCUUUCCCCUGUAAAGAGUAAGCAUAGAGUCUCCACACUCUGAGUAGAGCUUUUGCCCAGCUCUAGCUGGGAUCAGAUAAGAAACACAGGCUGCAGUGGUCUCCUGGGUUUCAGCUAGAGCUCCUUCCCCUCUCACCUGGUGUUUUCUCAGAAAGACCACCCCCUAUGCUACAUGCUGUGAUUUCAGUUGUGUCAGUAUCACUAAGUGUGAAACAACUUCUGUCACCAGUGAUGCCUGUGCCUGCAUUGUCUUCUCUCUUGCUUGUACCUCUGCAUGCAACCGUCUUGUCUGUGCCAUGACGUGCUGUCAUGUAAACAAUGUGGCCUAGAGUUAGCAAGGCAGUUACUUGUCUCCAACAAUUGCUUGUGUAUAAUGCUCAAUUGUGUGUUCAAGCUGGUUGAGAAACAGCAUAAAUAUACUGAACGGUAAGUUUAUGCAAGUGCUAUUUUCAGAUGGGUGUUGUAAGGCCUCCUGGCAGCAACUGGUGUUAUUUAGAUAAUUCGUAUCUCA